Loxodonta africana (African savanna elephant) is the source of this 3255-nucleotide messenger RNA. RefSeq names its product membrane-spanning 4-domains subfamily A member 4A-like. Gene Ontology annotation, cellular component: Golgi apparatus; plasma membrane. The coding region runs from base 935 to 1618 and encodes 227 amino acids. The record is from RefSeq and is a predicted model, not a curated record. The transcript has 9 exons. NCBI's taxonomy places the organism in Eukaryota, Metazoa, Chordata, Mammalia, Proboscidea, Elephantidae.
ACAAAUUCAGUUAGCAUUUCUGAGAUAAAAAAGGAAGUAGGUCUACUCAGAAAUUCUCAGCCUUUGGGGUUUAGAAAAACUAUUAGAAGAAGGGUGCAGAUCUAAAGGUGAGUGAGGUGUAGAACUGGGGAAGGUGACGGUAUCUGGACGGAAGGACCAAGAAGCACUUGCUCAGAGCCUCUUCCAGCACUCAUCAGACACACAGCAGACAUCCCAGGCUUGAAGAAGCUGCUGUCAAGUCACCCUGAUUCAUGGAGACCACGUGUGUGCCAUAGUGUGAAGACUGUUGUUUUCGUGUGCUGUUGAGAUGGUUCCAACUCAUAGAGACCCUAUAUGACAGAGUAGCACUGCCCUUUAGGGUUUCCUAGGCAGUUAUGUGAACCCAGAGUCAGAGAUCCUUGGGUAGACAGAGCACUAGCCCUGGGUGAUGAGAAUCUGACCAAUAUUACCCCAGAAACAUAGCAAGACCAUAGAGUCACUUGGAAGCAUUAUUUGGAUAUAAUAUCUCUGUCCUGGGGAAGUUCAAAGUCUUACUGGAGAGACACUAAAUAUAGAAACAGAUCACCAGGGGUAUUUGAUACAACAGGGCAUAAAAUUCCUAAAUCCUUGGUAUGUGUGAGAGAUGAAUGUAUAGGUUCCUUUGCAUUAGAGAGAAAUAAGUUCAUAUACAAGAAUUUUGGCUUCUAGGUUCUAAGAGAGAAGUAACAGAUUUCUUAAACCACUGUCAACAUCAUAGAUUGAGUAAGCCAUUUGUGAGAAGUUGGGGAAGUGGGGAAUUGUGUCUGAGAGAAGGCAGAGUGUAUGUAAUACCAUCAGUGAAUGAGAAGGACCAGAAGCUGAGGAAAGAGAUUGCUGGUUUGGAAGAACUGAAAUGAGUCAAGAAUAUUUGGGGAUUUGAAAAUAAAAAGGAGAUUCAAGCACCUUUUCUGCUGCUAUGACAACGCUGCAGGGAAUGCAACAGGCCACACCAGGGCCUGGGCCUGGUGUACCCCAGAUUGCACAGCUUGUUAAUCUACACUCAUAUGUGUGGAAAGGAAUGCCAGAGAAGUUCUUGAAGGGAGAACCCAAGGUUCUAGGGGUUGUCCAGAUCCUGAUUGCCGUGAUGAACCUCAGCUUGGGAAUAAUAAUGCUGUGUGUCUUGUUACCUUUUCGUGGAAUAAAUCCCAUUUCAGUAUACGUCGGGUACCCACUGUGGGGGUCAGUGACGUUUCUUGCUUCAGGGUCCUUGUCAAUUGUGGCAGGAAAUAGAACUACAAAAUGCCUGGUUGAAAGUAGCCUAGGAUUGAAUAUUGCCAGUGCAGUGAAUGCCUCCGUGGGGAUCAUAAUCACUUCACUCAGCUUGGCUGUUUUUUCAUCCACCUACUUUGGUUGUAUGAACAGCGGGAUGCCAGGAACUUGUACCAUGAUCAAGUCCAUGUUAAUAGGUAUGGAUGGUCUAGUGCUCACUUUAAGUGUGCUGGAGCUCUGCAUUGCCGUGUCCCUCUCUGCCUUUGGAUGCCAAGUAACCUGUUGUAACCCUAAUUCCGUUGUGUUCAUCAUGCCCUCAAAUCUUCGUGUGGCAGAAACAGAACCUACUGCAUCAUUUCCAGGAGGUUCAAUGCCUCCAACAGAACAGUAGAAAUAUCUCCCAGAAAAUCUAUCCUGACAGUAAUACAAGAACCCCACUUGAGAAAGUACCAGACUCCAACCCUGAUUUUUAAAAAUUGUGUAUUUUAUAAUGAAUUCAGAAUAAUAUUUUCAUUUUUCCCAAGAACGCGAUGACUUCUUUUAUUGGUUCUUUAUCAGAAAAGAAGUUAAAUAAAUAUACCACACAUUUAAUAAGUCGACAACACUUGAAAAUUUUCCAUCCAUCCUUAGGAGUAUGUAAGGGCAUCAAGCUGGCAAACAAGAUUUGGCAGCAGAAGGGCAAAAAGAUAUUGCUGAAAUGGGAUCCCAAGCAUUAUGUAUUUCUGCUUCUCUUGAUAGUAAUAUCCCUACUUGUUAGAUUUUUUUCCUCCCACAUUUGGGGAUACAAGGUGUUCUUGCCUUCAGAAAGUUGAGAUGCAUGUCUUUUUUUUUCUUUCCCUUUUUUCACUCUUUUCCUUUCAUCCCCCCAUACAAAAUACUCAGAAUAGCACAUUUAAUUCUCAUACGUGCGUAAAUAUAACUUGAGUAUAAGCACACAUGGAGUAAAUACCACAUCGUGGAUCAGAUUCACCUUAUAUUUUCUCUCACUCUUCUCCUCCCCUCUCCUCCCCUGCCCUUCCCUCCCCUCUCCUUUCCCCUCCCCUCCCCUCCCCUCCCUUUCCAUCUCCUCUCCUCUUCUCCCUUCCUCUCUCUUCCUUUCCCUUCCCCUGCUGUCCUCUCCUCUUGUCUUCUCUCCUCUCCUCACUCUUCCCCUCCCCACCCUCAUCUCCCUCCUCUAUAUUCCUUGCCCUUCCUCUCCCCUCCAUUUCUUCCUCUUGCCUUCUCCUUCUCCUCCUCUUCCUCCACCUUCUUCUUCUCUUUCUCUCCCUUUCUUUCUGCCCUACAGGGAAGGAUUGUAUCUUACUCAAGUUUGUAUCCCAAGUGCCAUGUAUUAGAUUGUGUCGUACAGGGUAUUUACUCAAUGCUUAUUAAAUAUAUUUUACAUAUUUUAUUUUUUUACAAAACAAAUAAAAUUAGUAGCAAUAAAUUCAUAUGCUACCUGCUUCCCAUUCAGAUGUAAUAUAGUAGAAAGAGAUUAAAUCAGGAAAUCUACCAUGGUGUUAAAGGAUCAUCUUUCUAAUCAGACAACUCUGAGUUUUUAUCUUGAAAAUUCCAUUGCACUUACUUGCUACCUGUGUGCCCAUGGACAUAGCACAAAUACUUUCUCUGCUUCAGUUUCUUCUUUUGUAAAAUAGUAAUAAUAUCACCUGGCUCAUAAAAUUGUGCUAAUAACUUGGUACAAUAUAGGUAGAAAAAUAGUUGUCUGACUGCCAUGCACAGAAGGUCAAAUUUUAUAUAUAUACUUUUGCAUAUACAUGUACAUUUGUGGAUCUAUAUCUAUAUAUAUAUAUAUUAAAUUCAUUAUGGGGCAUGCAUCACUUUAAGCAUAGUGAUAAGCAAGAAGACAAUGUCCUUCCUCUUUUAGGUUAAAAUUUUAAGAGGAAGGGCAGAAAUGAACAUAUUAACAAUUAAUCAAAAUAUUUUCAUAUCUCAAGGAGAUGGAUUGGCACAGUGGCUAAAACAAUGGACUUAAGCAUAACAACGAUUAUGAGGAUGGUGCAGGACCAGGCAGUGCUUCCUCCUGUUGUA